AUGGGAUCCAACCAAGUUUCCGAGAUAGAACUGAUCGCCGACUCUAAGAUUCCGAAAGAGUCCCAUGAACUCAGCAUCGAAACUCCUUCAAAUAUAUCUAGUUUUCCUUUCGCUGAUUGGCUGUGGAACCCGGUCACGUGGUCAUGGUGGGAGAUACUCCAGACCGCAAUUGCGUCGUUAGGCGUGGUCGGAAAUUCCCUGGUCGUUGUAGUUUUGUUUCAAAGACGAACGACGAGGCGGCCCGCGGAUACACUCAUCGGCGCUCUUGCUGCGGCAGAUCUUUUGACGUCACUCUUCAUGUUUCCGCAUCCGACACCACAGAAUGUUCCAGUAACGUUCCUUGGGAAUUUCGUCUGUAAACUAGUCCAAUCGUCUGCUCUUCUUUGGGUAUCCUGCUCCGCUUCGAUAUUCACACUCACUGCGAUCGCAGUUGAGCGUUGUAUCGCCGUAGUGUUUCCGUUGCGUGCUAAGCGAUUAAUAACACGUCGUCGGGUUUUCAUCGUCGUGGGUAUAAUUUGGUGCUCUUCUUGUGUGUUUGUUGCUCCCGAAUUCGUGUUUCAUGUUGUUGAACCACGGUCACGCAAUUGCAUAUAUCGCUACCAAUCUACUAUAACACAGGAGAUCUAUGGCAUAUUUUUAAUCGUAAUAUUUUUCUUGCUACCGUCAUCUGUAAUGUUGGCCAUUCAUGUCCUAAUCGUAACAACUCUUCAUCGGCAGACUCGGCGCUUUGCAAGCAGUGUACGGAAUCACCGUUCGAGUCCUGCCUACAGAAUCGUUGUCGCGAAAAAGCGCGCAGUCAAACUCCUCUUCAUCAUUGUUGUAAUGUACAUCAUUUGUUGGGCACCGAAUACGUUCGCGUACUUGGCCGUUAGCAUGCAGUGGUUGGAUGCAAGCUUCAUCUACAGCCCUCCAUACGAAGCCCUGGUCGCUCUUGCUUUCUUGAACUCGUGCGUGAAUCCAGUGAUUUACAGCAUCCACUGUCCAGAGUUCAGGAAAGCCUUAAGAGAGAUUUUGACCAGGAAAACUACUUCGACCACCCGGGUACCUUUAUUUGGUCAAGACUUCAAUGGAAACUUGCAGAGAAGAGAGAGCAUUCGGACAAUUUAUUUGACCAAAAGACCUCGGUAA
Molecule: messenger RNA, 1128 nt
Organism: Lytechinus pictus (painted urchin)
Lineage: Eukaryota; Metazoa; Echinodermata; Echinoidea; Temnopleuroida; Toxopneustidae
Product: QRFP-like peptide receptor
Exons: 1
Coding region: 1-1128 (375 amino acids)
Biological process (GO): G protein-coupled receptor signaling pathway
Cellular component (GO): membrane
Molecular function (GO): G protein-coupled receptor activity
Source: RefSeq, a predicted model, not a curated record